CCAGCUGUCAACAUUCCUGCAGGAUUCCUCCCAUGAUGCAUCAGUGCUCAAACAGAUGCAGGUAUUUCAGUGGGAGGCUGAGUCCUCUGCGAUGAAGUCACAAACAUGAGGCCUGUAGUCGACUCCCACUCUGCUGCCGCAGCACAGACAGCUCUUUAUGUGGCCGAGUACCAGCUGGUACCACGGCUCCUCACCCUCCUCACCCACUUCACCCGAGUCUGCUCCGACACCACGACAUGGACCUGAACCUGAGGACCAGACCUGAACACGUCCUGCUGGGAUGCUUGGUGUCCGUCUGUCUGUGUGCGUUUGGCUCGGCUGAGAGACUGUGCACGGUUCCUCCCGGCCCGGUGCCGGUCCCUGAGAACAACACGGCGGACGUGGAGGUGGUGAAGAUCAGCUCGAGCAGUGACGUGACCCUGACGGUGUCGGUGAACCCUGAGGAUCUGUUCUACCUGAGAGGAAACGCUCUGAUGGUGAAGAAAGGACUGGACUACGAGACGGUGUCCAGUGCAGCUCUGGUCGUGUGGGUUCAGUGCAGCAGAACAGGAUCCAGCUCUGUGAACGAGUCUGUGGAAGUUCUGGUUGAAAACGUGAAUGAUAAUCCUCCGAACUUUGCACAGAAUCACUUCGUCCUGGAGGUGAACGAGCUGACUGCGGUGAACUCCAGCGUCGGACGGAUCCAAGCCUCAGACGUUGAUUCAGAGCCGCUCUUUUAUCGCUUAGAGUCUGCUACAGAUAAAUAUUUCCGCCUUGAAAACAUCAACUCUCCAAAGAUUCUGGUUAAAAGCAUCCUGGAUUACGAUGUCGUGCAGAAGAUCUCUCUGGUUUUACAUGUUCAGGACACGUUUAACGGUUCAGCCUCGGACCAGCCCUUUUUCACGUCAGUGGCCUCCAUCACCGUGCUGGUGAAGGACGUGGAUAACCGGCCGCCGUGGUUUCAGCCAUGUUUGAGGACAACCUUGGGAAUCGCCAAACUGUGUGUGAGCACGGGCUACAAGGGGCGAGUCAACCUCACCGAGAAGGAGGAGGGGCCGCUGGUUCUGGAGCCCGGGCCGGUGUUUGCCAGAGACGGAGACAAGAACCGGAGCGAGCAGAUCAGCUACAGAAUCCUCAGAGGAAAUGAAGGAAAUAUCUUCCAGAUCGACGAGGAGACGGGAAACAUCACGAUGACGAAGGCUGCUGAUAUCGUCGGACCGAUCACUCUCACUGUUCUGGCGUCUCAGGUGACAAACAGGGAUCAGUUUGCGGUGACGCAGGUGACCAUCGAGGUGAUGAAGAAGAGCAGGAACCCUCCUCGCUUCGAGAAGGAGCGAUACGAAGGGUUUAUCUACAGCAACUCGGUCCCUGAGAGCAUGAUCCUCCGAGACCGGAGCACCAACAGACCCUUCAGAGUCCGAGCGCGGGACGAGGACUUCGCUGCGGGUUUGAAUCCCGACAUGAAGUACGAGGUUCAGUACAGCAGCUACGUCAACGUCACAUACGACGGUUUUGUGAUCCUGAAGAGAGUCGUGAAGACUGAGUCCUUCGCUCUCCAGCUCCGAGCCGUGGACACGACAACGGGAGAGUUUGGGACAGCUGCUCUCUCUGUUCAGGUGAUACCAGCCGUAGCCAUCCCGUCUGACUCUACCAUCGGGUACCGUCCGGGGGACAUGGUGCUGCUCGGGCUGGUCAUGGCGGCUCUGUUGGUGCUUUGUCUCAUCGUCAUUGGCUUCCUGAUUUCCCGCUUAUGGAAAGGAAACGCCGGCAUGGACAAAAUAUGUGAGUGUUUGGGCCCCUGUCUGAAGGGCGACCAUGCCCGGUCUGGUCACAGGGACUCUCUUCAGUUCACCAACGACGGCUUCACCUCUGAGGGAGACCAGAGCCGCGGCGGGGCCCGGCACUGUAACAACGUUGUUCCUCGGCGGAGCACCUUCCCUCAGCCACGAGGCCGGGUUAUCCCCCUUGAGAGACGGAGCCGACACUGCUCCUCCUGCGGCGUCUACGACAACCACGUCGGUGCCGGGAGCCCGUCAGCGAGGGCAUCAAGGAGGGGGAGGGGUGACGGGGACGACUAUGCAGCGAGGGCCAGCCUUAUUAAGCAGAGGAGGAAGGAGGGGCAGAAGACUGUCUGGUUCAAGGAGAGCGAGGGCUCCUCUGACAUCGAGGUGGAGAUCAUCCCCGAUUCUGUGGGCCGGGUGGAGGAGGAGACGCAGGAGGAGCUGGAGGGGGAGAUGGAGAUGGAGGGGGUGGUCAGAGACCCGGCGGCACCCCUAAGAGAGUCGGAGGGGGAGCAGGAGGGGCAGGAACCUGGAGACAUGAGCUCAGAGACAGAGAGGAGGAGCGCGGAGCAGGAGGGCUGACAGGAGCAGGAGGAGUCAAACAUCAAACUGACACAGAGCUUAUUUUCUGUCUCUAAUGGAGGCGACGCCUGCAGGAGGGGGUCUCACAGGAUGUCUCAGAGAGUCCCAUCAUCUGUGGGGCAACUUCAAACACCUCCAGGACAGACUCAAGGACGGAUUCAAGGACCCAAACAUGAUACUGUGAGAGUGUGAGAACACAGUCUGAGCCCAUGACUUGUCCUCCUGUGUUUACACCAUGAGAUCAGAGUUUUCUGUCACUCACCCCGGUGAUCCUUUUUUAAAAGUUUAGUUCCAUUUCAAACAACAUGAAACAUAUUUUUCUAGUCUUUGUUCCUAGUUUUGGUUAACUUUUGAAUUCACUAAACAACAUUUCUCUAACUGAGCGGUCUAAAGACACAAAGCUGCAUAGAGACAGAGCUUUCUGUGUUUAACAUAAAUCCACACUCUAUAGAUCCUCUUUGGGGUUAACUUAGUUUAAAGUUUAGAGAUCACCAUGGUCACAAGAACACGGUCGGAAACAAGAAGGAUGAACUUUGUCGAUAUUCCAGUCGUGCACACCUGCUGGAGACGUGCACACGACUUUUCAAUACUCAUAACUCGUUUAACGCCUAGCAUCCACGAUAUCUACAUUUUAAAGAGGUCAUAUUAUGCCCUUUUUGGGGUUCAUAUAUUUAAUCUGUGUACCUACUAAAGUAUGUUCACAAUAGCUAAAGUCAUAAAAAAGUGUCUGUUUUCAUGUACUGCCGCUCCAUGCACCGGCUCGCUUCUGACUCUCUCUCUAAGGCUCUGAAGUGCCCACAUUCAGAGUCCCCACGUGUGCCAAAAGGGGGCUAGAACCGAGCGUUACAUGCAGCUAAUGCUACAGCUAACAGGAGGAGGUAGGAGAAGCCGCGUUUCCGCGGACUUUGAAUUUUUGCACAUAGAUGUGCCUAAACAUGCACAGGACACACGGAAAACACACUAAAGAGCAUACAAAACCAGAAAAAGCAUAAUAUGACCCCUUUAAAGCCUCUUUAACUUCUUUGAAAGCUACCAGUAAUUUCCACAGUCUGUGUGCACCGUGGUCUGUUAGCGGUGUGCACUACGGCGCCGAUCGCUCCCACUCUCCCAAUCAAUGAUUUUGUUUCCCCAUGCUGCUGUGAGGUGCAUGUGUGAACAACCAGAUCAGGAGAAAACUUAAUGAGUGCAUGUGUGAAAACGGCUUAUAAUGACAUCUGAAAUGGUAAAUGAUCCUGACCUCGUAUAGUUUCUGUAAAGGUCACAUCUACACAUUCACACGCUGAUGGUAGAGGCUGCUGAGUAAAGAGUCCAUCAGUAUUAACUCAUCCAUUCAUACACAUUCACAUGCUGAUGGUAGAGGCUGCUGAGUAAAGAGUCCAUCAGUAUUAACUCAUC
Messenger RNA from Labrus mixtus (cuckoo wrasse), 3737 nucleotides. RefSeq names its product cadherin-related family member 5a (gene cdhr5a). Gene Ontology annotation, cellular component: adherens junction; membrane; catenin complex. Gene Ontology annotation, molecular function: cadherin binding; calcium ion binding. NCBI's taxonomy places the organism in Eukaryota, Metazoa, Chordata, Actinopteri, Labriformes, Labridae. The transcript is spliced from 15 exons. Bases 237 to 2342 code for a protein of 701 amino acids. Gene Ontology annotation, biological process: adherens junction organization; homophilic cell-cell adhesion; cell morphogenesis. The record is from RefSeq and is a predicted model, not a curated record.